Molecule: messenger RNA, 2556 nt
Organism: Paraphaeosphaeria sporulosa
Lineage: Eukaryota; Fungi; Ascomycota; Dothideomycetes; Pleosporales; Didymosphaeriaceae
Product: PAP1-domain-containing protein
Exons: 3
Coding region: 347-2194 (615 amino acids)
Cellular component (GO): RNA polymerase II transcription regulator complex
Molecular function (GO): DNA-binding transcription activator activity, RNA polymerase II-specific; transcription cis-regulatory region binding
Source: RefSeq, a predicted model, not a curated record
GCACCAGACCGCCUGCUCGUCCGCUUUGAUCCGACUCGACACAAGUUGCGCCUCGCUUUCUCUUUUGCUGUUGCGCGCCCCGUUCUAUGCACCGCAUCAUUCGAUCCCUGCUGUAUGCGCUCCAACUCCACCGGCAGGUGGCGAAGUCGGCGGCUGGCAGUCAGAUUGCCGUCUGCUAAUCGCUCUUCCAGACCUUCCUCGCCCCCCGCACUCCCACCAAGACCGCUCCGGCCCUGACAUCGUUCACUAGGCGGCCGUUGACAAGCUUAUCCGCCGCAUCUCCCCACUGACCGCAACCGCCGCAUUAUUCUUUGUCCUUGGACGUUGACCCCGCCUCGACAGCGCCAUGGCUGGGACGUCGAGGAACGACUUCCAGAGUGCGGGCCAGUUCUACCUGGACCCCAAUCAACAAGAUCUGCUUCUGGCUGCACUUGCUUCAAAUACCCAGAACCACAACGACAUCUUCGCGACUGGCUUGGACGCAAAGCAGACUAUGAACAGCCUACCCAACGGCCAGCAGUUCAACUUCCCCGUCGACAAUAUCGACCAGAGCUUCUUCACCUCCCCCCAGCAGAGCACGCCGGCAUCUGCCUUCAACAACAUUGGCAGCAUCGAAGAGAGCCCCUUCGGCGACUACCUUGACGGCGAUACCAACUUUGACUUCGACAAUGCCGACAACAGUGAUCUCAUGAUUGGCGCGCUUCCCGGCGAUAGCCCCACCAGGGAAGGAGAGGCUUCAGAGAAGCGCAAGAGCCCCGGCGACGACGGUGAAGACGCAGAGGGUGGCGGCAAGAGGAGAGAAGGAGAAGCCAAAGAGGCAAAGAAGCCUGGUAGAAAGCCACUGACAUCAGAGCCGACUACAAAGCGCAAGGCACAAAACCGAGCAGCACAGCGGGCUUUCCGAGAGCGAAAGGAGAAGCACCUGAAGGACCUCGAGACCAAGGUCGCCGAGCUCGAGAAAGCGUCUGAUUCCGCGAACCAUGAGAACGGCCUUCUCCGCGCUCAGGUCCAGCGUUUGCAGAUGGAGCUACGCGAAUACAGGAAGCGCUUGUCGCUUAAUAGCAGCGGCGUCAGCAAUCGCUCCCCACCUAUCAUGGGUGGAUUCAGCUCGAUGCUGAACAACGGUGGUUCCACGAACGGCAGUUUCCAAUUCGAAUUUCCUCGCUUUGGCGGACUUCCUGGAGCGCAUAUACUGGAUAACGGACCUCUUUCCAAGAAUAAGACCUCUUCAGUCUCCUCGGUUGCUGGAGGUCGUCAAGACGGCACAGUACGCAGUGUCAGCCCAAAGACAUCAAAUGGGGAUGCGGCCACGCCCGACAACAAUGGUGCCAGCCCCACAACAACCACAAACUCUCGCACUGGAAGCCUCAACGGCAUGUUUGGCUUGAACAACGGCUCAAAUGCUACUGAUGUCUCUAACCCGUCCACUCGCGUGUUCCAGUUCAACAGCAAUUCGUCUACACAUUCAGACUCACCUUCAGCCUCAUCAACCUCGGCCAUUGGGCAGAAUUCGUCUUGCGACACGUCGCCUGAGCCGAGCCACAACUCGCCCAAGAACUUGGAUACGAUCGCUGAUGGAUAUGUGUGUCAUGGAAAUUCGGAAGGUGAGGUUACCUUCUGCGAGAAGCUCAAUAUGGCCUGUGGCAAUCCUCGCAAUCCUAUCCCCCGCGCCAAAUCACAAUCUGACGCGAGACCCCCUGCAGGUGCGACACAGAGCCCUGCCACCGCUCCCAACGCCGUCGGCUUCGAUUUCUUCGCCAAUCAGAACGGCGGCAACUUCGACCCAACGCUCUUUGGAGACUACCGAGAAUCCCAAAGUGCCAUCGUUGGCGACGGGGACUUCACCAAUGGCUUCUUCAACGACGCAUUCCCGCUUGCCGACUACGGCAACAGCCCGUUCCACUUUGGAGAUACUCCCGCCGUGCAGAAGUCGAAUCCGCUUGAGGAGAUUGAGCGCAUACAAGAUGGUGAUGACGAGGUUGUGCCUGGUGACGACCCGGCACAGCUGCUCAACUGCCACAAGAUCUGGGACAAAUUGUCAAGUCGUUCCGAUUUCAAAGACGGUACCAUCGACAUCGACAAUCUCUGCUCAGAGCUCCGCGCCAAGGCGCGCUGUUCAGAAAGUGGCGUUGUCGUGGAUCAUAAGGACGUCGAAGCCGCACUCAAGCGGCUACCGAAAGAGCAGCGGGCGUAGUAACGAACCGAGACCUGACUGUAUGAAAUGCAUAGAUAGCGGGCACGGCGUACCGGACGGAGACCCCUCUGCUUGGCGCGCACUUUCCCUUCUCUCGCAGCGUCGAGCGCACAUCGCGUUCCGCCUCCCAUCACUCGCUCGCCUCUGGCAGUUUACCGACAGUAUGAUGCGGCUUGAUCUCGUUUGAUAUGUGCGAAUUUACGGAGUUUAGGGGAGGGGAAUGGAGAAAUGGAUACCUACCAAGGUGAAUCAACCAAGUCGCCACACUCUCAAAUAGGUGGGGGCGAACAAUGGACACGAAUGAGUGAAUGUCUUUUAAUUCGAUAGCUGCCUUCAAUGUCAUGUUGCAUGUUGUUUGGUAC